Messenger RNA from Cuscuta europaea, 3506 nucleotides. Lineage: Eukaryota; Viridiplantae; Streptophyta; Magnoliopsida; Solanales; Convolvulaceae. The record is from the annotation of a GenBank genome assembly.
GGAUGACGUGGCCAACCGUGAGUGGUUGACCCCUUUGCCAUUUGAGCACCCAUGCUUCCACUUGAGCACUCAUACUCCAGCAUUAAAUGCGCCCCUGUCACUUGAAAGACCUCCCAAUCAGCUCUUUAGCCUGAUCCAAUCAGCAACCAUGAAUUUCGUUUUUUGCUGUCAAGUGUUAUAUUCAACCCGUUCGGGAAAUAUCCAAUUGCGAAGAGCCCGUCCAGGAGUCUACUGUUCUGUCUGGUGUUUGUUGGGCUCUGCUACUUCUUUGGGCUUUAGGGAUAUUUUGGGUCGGGUUAAUGGGUCGGAACCUAUUAUCCCAACAAAUGUCAUGACUCUUUUCGAUCAAAUUAGUAAUACAAAAAUCAUUAAAAUUAGUAAUACCUAUCAAAUUGAGAAUAUACAACUCAUCAUAUGCAUCAUUGUAUACUGCAUGAUGCACACAAUAUUAAGAACUUGCAAUGGGCAAUGCACAAAGUGCAUUUAAAAGUGAUUAUUGUAAUAAGUAUAGGGGUUAUUUCCUGAAUAUUACUAAAUUAAUGUUGAUUUCCAAAAAUGUGACCAAUUUUACAUUUGGACAAAAAUGUGACUAAAUUAAAGUGACAACCAAAUAUUCAUGUAAUCGUCCAAUUUUCAUGUCACUAUCGGAUGUCACUACUACCACCGCACGUGUCACUGUCGCUUGUGUCACUGACGCCUGUGUCAGUGCUAUCACCGUGCGUGUCACUGCCGCCGCUGGUCACAGUGACACCUCCAUAGUGACAACUCCACAGUGACAUUUCUGUAGUUUUAUCUCUACCCAAACUCUGGUCAUAGUGACACCUCUGUCGUAUGGCCACCGCCGCUGACGGCCAUAGUGAAACAGAAUUACUCCGGCCACUAGCCUCCGGUUAGUUACCAUCGGGAGCGGUUAACUGAAUUUUACGGUUAGCGACCACCACUGGCAACCACCACCUCCGGCCACUGGCCUCCGGUCAGUUACCACCGCCUCCCCAGUGGUUAACUGAAUUUUACGGUUGUCAGCCACCACUGGCAACCACCACCUCCGGCCAACAUCUGCAACCUCCGUUGUCAACCACCACACCCCAGCCCCUUGCCUCACCCACCCCCACUCCCCUGCCUCACCCCACCCCCCAACCUCACCCAUCCCCCCUCCCUGCCCCCUCCUUGCAUCACCCCUCCCUUGCCUCACCCAGCCCCAGCGGCCAAUCCUCUAAACCCUAGCAAUGGAGACCAUCACAGAGGGAUAAAUCGAAGAAGAAGGGAUGAAAUAGCAGGAGGAAUGAAAUCACAAAGCUUCACUAGUCGUCAAUGGAUUCCAAGCUUCGCUCGUCGUUCAUUGGAGCCAUCUCCCACCAGUCGUCAAUGGAUUCCAAGCUUCGCUCGUCGUCAUUGGAGCCAUCUCCCAAGCUUCAUCCUUUAUUUUGAGCUCGCCGAAGUGGUGACUCAUCUGGAGUUGAGCGGGUAUGGAGCAGACACGACAGAAGAUGAACAAAGCUUGUGAAGCGGGCGGCGUCUGCUGGUGUAGACGGUGAGAUUUGUUGUCUUUGGCAAAGCCGGUGACGAAAGAAGAUAUGUGAUGCAUAUGCGCAGAGCUGGUAGAUCUUGGAUGAAGAUCCGGAUGCCAUGCGGGUAGUGAUGGACCCGCGCCGGUUCUGUUCCGGUUCCAGGCUGGGCCCGGGCGGGUUUUUUUUGCAAAUCCUUGGGCCCGGAACCGACCCGGGUUGAUACCGGGUCAGGGCCUAACCGGGUCAGGUCGGGCCCGAUUCAAUGUUUUUUUUUGCUUUCUUGUUAUCCUCUAACCCCCCCUCACCCACCCCAAACCUCCCCAAAACAUCCAGCCCUACCCUAGGAAAAGAAAAAAAAUGAAAAAACAAAAAAAAUGACCCAGGCCUGGCCCGAGCCCGAACCGCCCAGACCGGUUCGCCCAAAACUGGGCCCGAGCCCGACCCGCCCGACCCGCCCAAACGGGCUAAAAGCCCGGAACCGGCCAACCAGUUCUGGUCCGAUCCGGGCCCGCACAGUUGCGGGCCGGGCCGGCCCGGUUUAGUCCAUCCCUACAUGCGGGGGACCUGUCUAAUUCUCACGUAAGACGAGAGUGGGGCGUCACUUUUUUGGGAAAACAAAAAGUAGUCCUAUUUUUGGAAUUAGAAACUCGGGUAGUAAUAUUAGUGUCAUUGUUUCAUAAAUAAAGUAUAAAAUGUAUAUAAGUGCACCUUUAUUUAUUUAUUUAUUUAUUUAUUUAUUUAUUUAUUUAUUUAUUUAUUUACACUUGCAUAUUUACAUUUGCUUAUUUAUCUUUAUAUAUAUUUAUGGUUCACGAUCUUUAAAUUCAAAUUUUUAGUUCUAAACAACUAGUCCAACUAGUAUAAUAUAUACUAUACACACACACACUCAAAGAUAAUAUUAUGUGCUUGAAUAUUAAGUUUUGGUUAUUGUUUUUCAUGAUUAUUUUUGUGUACAUAUUUUUUGUGUAAGUGGUGAGCGGCCUUACCGGCCUAUAAACAUUAUAAUUAAACAUGUUAACAAUUAUUAAAAUUUUGUAAUAUUGUUUAAAAGGUGUUAAAAAGUGUGUAUAAUUUUGAAAAAAUUAAACCCCCCGUCCCCCGGCCGGACAGCUCGGUGGACUACCCAACCUGCUUUUAUGGUAUGGAUAUGUGAUUAGGCGUGUUUCCUGUGGGUCGGGCCGGACCUAUAUUACCAAUAUAAGUGAAAAAAAAUUAGAAAAUAGCUUACCCAAAUCGUCUUUGUGCUUGUCUACGAUCCACGAUUUUAACAAAUUCGUAAGAAGGCCCAACAGUUGCUUGAUCUUUUAGACGGAUCUUUUAGGUCCAAAAUAAAAGGGAUUUUUUCAGAAGUAGGCUGAAAAACAAAAAUAAUAUCACUUUUAUCAUCUUUGAUUUUUGUUUUCAAAAAUAGACAAGAAAAAUUUUUGUUUUCAAAAUUAGCCUUGCACCUUACUGCUUGCUCCGUAGACCGUAACCAUAUAUUACUACGUAUAACUUACUAAUCCUAUAUACUACUCCAUAUCACUUUCGUUGAACCACUAAAAAAAGGCAAAUGUUCACACAUAAACAAAUCUGUAUAAUAUGGAUUUUUUGUGAUCUUUGGGGGAAAAAAUCGUAAAUUUCAAAAUCUGAAAAUAACUGUAAAAAUGUUUACAAUAAAACAAAACAAAAAAUAUGUAACUUUAAAAAAGAGAACUAUGAAAGUUGUAGGUAACUUUUUUAUUUCUUACGAUACUAAAACAUGAAAACAAAUUGAUUUUUUUUAUUUUAUUGAAAAUCAAAAUUAGAAAAAAAAUGUAAAAAACUAUAAAAAUGUUGAAGAAAUGAAAAAGUCAGAAAAAUAAUAAUAAAAUUAAAAUAAACAUUAUGUAUAAGGAAAUUUUAAAAACUGAAAAGGAAGAAAAAGAACAAAAUAAGAAAAUAAAAAAAUGAAAAAAUAAAUGUACAAAAAAAUGAAUUAUAAAAAAAUUAAAAAAUAUACAAAAACACAAAUAUCUA